CGCCUCCGCGGCCGGCGUCGACGCGGACUCAGCCCCGGAGCCCCCUCUACUGCCCAGAGGCCGCAGCCGCCGCCCGCCCAGCCGCCAGCCCGCCUGCCCGGCCAGCCCCAGGCUCCCGGGAACGUCAGCACGCCGCCGUCUCCGGACAAGCUCCCCGACAACCCCAUUGGUCGGAAGAAAAAGGCUGACCCUCCCCAUUGGCCCGGCCCUCAUAUUGAACCUGCCAAUGGGAACUGCGGUUUCAGGUCGCCAUAGAGACCGAUGCUGUUAAGAGCCGGAGGGCCUGGAGAAGGUGGGGAGUGAAGAUGAGCCAGUCUCUGGCCUCCAGCGCCAGAGAGGGUGGGGGAAAGAGGUACUAGAGGAUUCCCGAGCUCUGGCUCUGAAAUCUGGGACAGGUUUGCUUUGUCUUAUUGUCAACCCAAUUGUACAUGGUAGGGUUUCUCUCUGGCCUCAAAGGCAUGAACCGUUGAGCCCCUAGACUUAUACUUGACUGUAAGAGCCCCGUAGUGGGCGUUUUACUUCUGCAUCUGAAGAGCCGGCAAGGCUAUGCCCUUUGACUUUUGACAUCUGUGCAGCUUCGGCUUCUCCAGAUGUGGAAAACAUGAAUAACAGAGAUUGGCCAUUCAUGACAAUUCAGAGAAAUGCUAGUUCAGACACUCCGGUAUUCCAUACAAAAAAUAGGAUGAGAAGCACCAUGUACAAGCCAGUAGACUAUCAACAAUUGCGUGCUUUAACUGAAGCGAGAAAGUUAGCUUCAACUUCUACAGAGCUAAAGAUUAGAAAAGCAAUGCAGACUUCAAAGACAUCCAAAGAGCAAAUGCUAAUAAAACAGCACAAGCAAGUGUGGUGGCAGGAACACCAAAAGCUGAAGGAAGCCAGAUUUAAAUUGGAAUCUGAUAUAAAAUCUUUUCUCAAUGAAGAGAAAAUUGGAAAUGAAUGUCUUUGUGAGCUUAGGAAUUCUGAACAAGAGUUAUCAGAACAAUGGUGCACAUAUCUUAAAAAUGUGAUAAAUCCUAUUCUGCAGCUGAGAACAGAUUUAAAGUACAAUCAGUGUCACACUUCACGGAGUUCACAUGCCCAUAUGGAGUUUAAUUCAUUGACAGUACUGGAAGAGGUUGACUUUGUGAAGAAACAAUUGAAAGCAAUCUUUGAAAGACUUAGACUGGAGCAACAGGAAAUAGAAAGGGAUCUUUCAGACUGGAAUAUGAAAAUACUGGAUUAUUCAUCAGAAGAGAAAACUAACCUGCUUAGUGAACUGCCCAUGGAAUUAGAAACUUUGGAAUGUCCAUACCCUGAUUUGAAAUCUUCAGUUCUCAAUGAGUUCUGUAACUUUACAGAGAAAUAUCAAAAGAAACUUCAAGAUUUUGAUGUACAGUUAGAAGACAUAAACAGAAACUUCCAACUAAGCAAAGAAGAUCACUGGAUUUACCAGGCUAUUUUAGAUCAGUAUCCUAGAGAUCUCUUUUGCAGAAGGACUCUGUAUCUGGAUAUGUUACAAAGAUAUUUUCCUCACAAAUCCAGGAGUGACCUGGUAGAACAUGAGAAACAUUGUGACCAAUAUCACUUUGCUAGGGAGCAGAGAAGGAUUCUAAUAGAAUAUUGGAAUAAGAAUAGAAAAGACUUCAUACAGAAGGCAGUACUCACCCUCCUUGAGGCCUGUGCAGCUCAUGAAAUGGACAGCAUAUUGGCUAAAGACAGGAAAAAACAACAGGAACUGUGUGCUGAUCUGAAAGCCAAGGUUUUCCAAUGGCGAGCCCACCAGGAAGAGUUGGCAAGAUUGGAAAUUGAAAUUUCUGCCAGAAGAAGAGAAAAGGAAGAGGAGAAAGAGAAACUGUGGAAAAAGAAGGAAUUGUUGCAAAGAGAAGAGAAGAAGAAAAAGAUAAGAAAAUACUGGGCUAAGAAAGAGCAGAAAUGGCAAGAAAUGGAAAUGAGAGAUCUACAGCGUCUAGAAGAACUGAAGAAAUUAAUGGCUGAACAGUCAGUAAGAGACAGAGAAAGGGUUAAAUAUAGACAAGAAUUAUUGGAAAAGCGUUUGAUGGAGAAAAAGGAAGUGGCCCUUCAAGAAGCACAUGAAGAAGAGGAGAAAGAGAGACGCCUGGAAGCCCUUAGGAAACAGGUUGCUGUUGUUGCUCAGUUUGAUCCUGUUAGGAUGAUGUCAGAUACAAUGGCAUCAAAAGCUAGAAUGGUUGUUGAAAAUGUAGAAGAGUUUAUUCUUCAAAAGCCCCUCUUCACAUUAAAUACAUACAAUGAACAGCAGAUAAUUUCUGACCCUCGACUUCGCUUUGAGUUAGCACUUCGAGAAGCUGGACUUCAUAAAACAUUGUAUGCCAAAGAGAUAUUACCAAAAAUCAGUCCUCAGAAACCUCCAAGAAGGGACAUGGAAUCUACUGUAUUUAAAAUCUAGAACUCAUACUCAAAUUCUUAUUAUAUGUAAACAAGAUUUUUCUUUGAGAACCUUCAUAUGGAUAACAAUAAUUACCACUUUCUAAAAUUUUUUAAAAUAUCAGACAUAGGAAUCAGCAUCUAUUAAAACAACUUUGCCUUUCUUUUAUAAUUCUUAGAAUUUUAUAAUUUCCUGUACCUUUAAGUUACAUUUAAUAGUACUAAAUUCCCCAAGAUUAUGAAAUUUAAUUAUGGCACAUAACAUCCAUACUGUUGUCCAAGGGAUCACACUAACAUUUAGAUAAACUGUGUUUUGGAGGUUGUGUUCUCCCAUGAAAAGAGCUCAAAAUAAGCAUUUGUGAGAAUUAUAAAUAAUGAAGUUGCUACCUGCUAAUGUUCAUUUCUGCUUGUUAUUUCAGAAUUUGACUUUUUAAUUAUGGAAACUUCAUUAUCAUUAAUACUUCUAUUAUUUUGUGAUUAUUAUAAGAGGAGAUUCAACCUUUCUCUAAAUUUAGAAACCAAUUUGGUACACCAUGUUUACUGCAAACCAAUCAUCCAAACAAUUUCAUUUUGCAAAUUAGCCCUUAAGAAUAAAUUAGAAAUUAGAAAUAGCAUUUCAAGCAUGGGAAUACCUGUUUUGGUUUGGAGAAAAAAAAUUGUAUGUUUAGAAAGAAUACAUUAAAAGUUAUGAUAUUUGGAAUGCUGUCAGAGUUCCAAAUUACAUAGUAAAUAUGUAGGUGAUUUUAUAGAAAGGGAACAUUUCAAAUAAAACUCAAGCAAAAAAUUCUGACUAUUUCUAAAAAGUAGUUAUUCCAUCAAAGCAAGUCCGAAUUGUUAAAAGUUGCCAUUGCUGUAUUUGAGAAGACUGCCCAUGUUUUUUCCUCUGUCUCAGCUCUCUGCUAUUUCCCAUGUUUUUUCCUCUGUUGCAGCUCUCUGCUAUUUCCCCAGCACCUCAAGCCCAGGAGUUACAGUCUCUAAGCAGUUACUAGAAUAACGUAAAACAAAACAAAAUCCAGUCUGACUGGUAGAAUCUUUUCUUCAUGAUUUUCCCCAGCAUCAUGAGAAUAAAUAAAACAAGUGUAGCUUGUCAAAAUAAACUUUCACAGGAGAUUCUACGGGAAAAAUCAUUACCCACAAUCCAAAAUUCAAUCUAAUACCCUCUCAGUCUAAUCUUGUGCUUCAUAGUAACAGCUCUUAAAAAGAGGGUAUGGGGUCUUUAACAAGAAGCUGGAAGUAGUGGGCAUUGGUACUUACGUUAAGGGUGUCUCUCAAGGUCAUAGUGUUCUUUCAUGGGCCUCAGACCAUAUGUUCACAGACGCAAACCAUAUCCUCUUCAGGGCAAGCAGAGUCCAUGGGUGCUUACCAAUAUUAAUGUCCACAUUCUUGUCCAAGGGAUCACACUCAAAUUCCAAGUGAAUAGUAAUUCUUUCACACUUUCCUAACAGGGAAUAAGUAAGCUGGAGGUAUCACUAUCAU
This is a messenger RNA of Sciurus carolinensis (gray squirrel), 3858 nucleotides long. RefSeq names its product coiled-coil domain containing 148 (gene Ccdc148). Bases 602 to 2404 code for a protein of 600 amino acids. Lineage: Eukaryota; Metazoa; Chordata; Mammalia; Rodentia; Sciuridae. The transcript has 15 exons. The record is from RefSeq and is a predicted model, not a curated record.